AUGGGAGCAUGUGCGGAAUUGGCGCAGGAGCUUUGCAGAGGCCUGGUGGCUUCUUUGCUCCGAGAUCGACCAGAAGCCAUUUUUGCUGAGGAGGCUGAGACGGCAAGGAGCUGGCUGCAGAGGAUGCGCCUGGAGGGACUCCGCCCAGACUUGAGCUCCUACAAACCUGUCUUGCAGGCAUUUGCCUCCAAAGGGGACACCAAAGUUGCGGAGGAGUUGUGGCAGGAGCUGAGCGACUCGGGCGACGCGGACGACGAUGCCUACUGCAUGAUGCUCCAGGCCUACUGCGCAGCUGACGAUGCAGAAGGAGUGAAGGUGUGGGUUGAUCGCUUUGAGUGGGAGGGCAUCCAGCUGAACUGGCCAUCCUUCACAGACUUGCUGAGGUUUUACCUGAGCCAGGGCGACCUUCAAAAAGCGUUCGCCCUGUCAAACGAAGUUGCCCUGAGCUCAUCCUUCGACACAGGACCCAGUGCGUGGUUGAAGCAGCUUGAGGCCGCCGUGAAGCUGAAAGAUGCGAGCCACGCGGAGAAGGUGGCACGCAGCAUGACGCAUUUCGGCUACCCGGUGGGGCGAACUGGCCGAGGCCUCCUGCAGGAGGUCCUCAGUGAGGACAGCUUCCAGGUGCCCGAAGAAUAUGACUUUGAUUGCCACGACAAUCUGACCGACGGCUCUCCUGCACAUUGGACAGGAGACGAGUUCGACUGGGUUGGGCUGGUGCGCGUGGACGGCCAAGUGUAUCGCUGGCUUGGGCGAGCAGUUCUGGACCUGCCAGCAGCACAGCAGCUCAGUCGAGAGGUGCAUCCAACCACCACUCGCUACAUCUUCCAGGCGGGUGCGGCGCAGAUGACCGUCGCCUUCAUGACAGCAUCAUUUAACCACGAUACUGCAUUGCUUGAAGCAACCAGCCCCGUCACAACCAUGAGCUUUUCGGUCACUGGCACGGAUGACGUCGAGAUUUACUUCGACCUGUCCGCUGCGACUGCCACACAGAAGGACUCACAAGAGGUCACCUGGCAGCGCAAUCUGACCGAGCAGCUCCAGGUCAUGCGUGUGGGAACCACGUCACAGAAAGUGUGUGGUCAAACGUCGGACCGAAUCGACUGGGGCUUUCGAUAUUUGGCCAUUCCCCUCGGCAAUCCGAGUGCCAUGGUGUCUGCACAAGAAGCACGCGCCGCCUUUGUGAACGGGACCUACAGCCGGCUACAGGACGAGCAGCCACCGAGAAAGGCCAAUGAUCGUCCGCUGGCCCUCUCUGUUUCGCUGCGCGCUCAAGCGCGAGUCCACUUGAUGUUGGACGAGGUGGUCUCCCAACGCUUCUUCGGCACAGACCUGCGCCCGCUUUGGCAAGGGCGCUUCACCGCGGAGACUUUGCUCAACGAUGUGGAAGAAGGCUCACUGCAGAGGAUGCAACGGGCGGAGGCCUUCGACCAUUUUCUUCUCGACCAGCUGCAGCGCGUGGGGGGCCAGCGCUACGGGGAGAUCGGGGCCUUGGUCUACCGCCAGGUGAUGGGAGCAACAAGCACCUCCUUCAACGACAAGACAGGCGAGGCCUGGCCCUUCAUGAAGGAAAUAUCAUCCGAUGGCGAUGUCUCCACUGUGGAUGUGAUCUUCCCAGCCUUCCCGUUGUUCCUGCACGUGGCGCCGGAGUUCUUUCGCCAGCUCAUGAUUCCACUGCGCCGUGGCAUGCGCACUUCGGGCAUGGAACCGGAGGAACCUGAAAAGUGGAGGCACCCAAGUGAUGGGUUCCCCAGAAUUCUAGGAGAGUAA
Molecule: messenger RNA, 1767 nt
Organism: Effrenium voratum
Lineage: Eukaryota; Dinophyceae; Suessiales; Symbiodiniaceae
Source: the annotation of a GenBank genome assembly